AUGACUGGCAAGAUAACCACAGCUAUUUCAGUGGAAAAAUUACCAACCCUAGACCUAAGUGAUCUGAUAAUUACAUAUCCAUGUUCUUCAUGGUUUAAAAUCAAAGGAAGUAAAAUGCCCAGUACAAGGGUGAAGCAUUUGGACCAAGUUAACAACCGGUCCAACCUCCGCCUGCUGCCCAGGCCACACCUCCGUUCUCGGCUACAGCCACUGGCUGACCCGUGGCCUAGGAUACUCCGGACUCUGCCAAAGGCCCGUAAAAGUAACCUAGUCUUAUUUUUCUUAUUAUCAUAGCUGAAAGCAAACUCAGAAGGGAAGCUUGCAAAACAAAUUUGCAAACUUGUGUUGGAUCAUUUUGAAAAACAGUAUUCCAAAGAACUUGGAGAUGCUUGGAUGACAACAAGGGAUAUACUAACAUCCCCAUCAUGCUGGCAAUAUGCUGUCCUGUUUAACCGAUUCAAUUAUCCUUUUAAACUGGAAAAGCAUUUGCAUUUGAAGGGCUAUCACAUACUCUUUCAAGGAUCUUUACCCUAUUAUCCUGAAUCAAUGAAGUGUUACCUUAGCAGAACUCCAGACCGAAUGCCGUCUGAAAGACACCAAAUGGGAAACCUGAAAAAAUACUAUCUCCUAAAUGCUGCUUCCCUUCUGCCAGUUCUGGCUCUGGAAUUAAAGGAUGGGGAGAAGGUGCUGGAUAUGUGUGCUGCUCCUGGAGGCAAGUCAGUAGCUCUGCUGCAGUGUGCUUAUCCAGGUUAUCUUCAUUGUAAUGAAUCAGAUAAUCUGAGAUCAAGGUGGCUCAGGCAGACACUGGAAUCUUUCAUCCCACAGCCUUUGGUAAAUGUAAUUAAAGUGUCUGAAUUGGAUGGCAGAGAAAUAGGAGAUGCUCAACCUGACACAUAUGACAAGGUGUUAGUUGAUGCUCCAUGUUCAAAUGAUCGCAGUUGGUUGUUCUCUUCUGAUUUUCAGAAGGCCGCUUCUAGGAUAAGCCAGAGGAGAAGGUUGCCUGUUCUACAGCUAGAACUCUUAAGGUCUGCAAUUAAGGCCCUACGUCCUGGAGGGUUACUUGUUUACUCUACAUGCACGCUUUCUAAGGCAGAAAAUCAAGACGUGAUCGAUGAAAUUUUAAACUCCUACAGUAACAUCAUGCCUGUGGACAUUAAGGAAAUGGCAAUGACUUGCUCUCAGGACUUCACAUUUGCUCCCACUGGGCAGGAAUGUGGGCUCUUGGUAAUUCCAGAUAAGGGCAAAGCCUGGGGCCCAAUGUAUGUAGCUAAAUUGAAAAAACUGUGA
This is a messenger RNA of Chrysochloris asiatica (Cape golden mole), 1287 nucleotides long. It is a transcript of the gene NSUN3, whose product is annotated as NOP2/Sun domain family, member 3. Gene Ontology annotation, biological process: rRNA methylation. Gene Ontology annotation, molecular function: methyltransferase activity. Gene Ontology annotation, cellular component: mitochondrial large ribosomal subunit. The record is from RefSeq and is a predicted model, not a curated record. Lineage: Eukaryota; Metazoa; Chordata; Mammalia; Afrosoricida; Chrysochloridae. The transcript is spliced from 7 exons.